AGGACGCAGAAUGGCGACCGUGCAGUGCUCCAAGUGCACGGCAGAAAGGAAAGGGUUUCGGCGGGAACUUGAUUCUUGGCGACACAAAUUGAUACACUGCGUUGGAUUUGAAAGCAUUCUGGAGGGAAUAUAUGGCCAAAUGUUGCUGAGAGACCUCAAUUUAUUUGAUGACUGUGAACCUGAAGAGGUUGAUGACUGGUCCCCAGAAACAAGCUGCUCUCAAUGUUCAUUCUGCAACCUUCCCCUGGACAAACCCAGUGAUCAAGUACCUGCGGCCACGUCACCCCUCUCCUCCCCCUCUGAUUACUCUCCAUGUCAGGCUCCAACCAUCUCUGAGAGCAACCAAUCAGCGCACAGGUUCCUCCAAGCUGUGUUUCACAGGAAAGAUGUGUCCGUUGGCUGUGAUUCCAACAUCCCUCUGGUUGCCCAGGAGCUGAUGAAGAAGAUGAUACAUCAAUUUGCCUUGGAGUACGCGUCCAAGUGCCUGCACCACACCAGUACAAAUGGUGUUACAACAAGGACCUCAUCACCUGUGUCAGAACCAUCAGAUGCCCCUCUGGACCUCACACUGAGCCGAACCCAGGAGGAGAAAGAGAGUGAAAGUGAACCAGAUGGCGUGCUCGACCUCUCCAACAGGAACUCUGCCUGCUCAGCAACUUCAUCAACAUCCUCAUCUAAUCACAAAGCCUCAGGCUCCUUGCUGCCAUCACUUACUGAAGAGUUGGGAGAUCUUGGACAUGGAGGGAACAAGUGUCGUCAGAGCUCUGCGCUGGAUGCUGUUCUCAGCUCACUCUGCCCAUCACAUAGUUCCUUACUCUACCAGAUCCUGAAGCUGGCACACCAGGAAAAAUUGCUGUUGUUCCUUAAUCACAGACCUGUGGGUCAAAUUGAAUCUCCCUGCUGUCAUUGUGGUGUAAACCCACAAGAUAAUGUUACCCCUAAUGCAGUCCCAUUUAGUGAAUGUAAAGCUUAUAACAGCAGCCCGUACUACCCUUUAACUGAUUGUGAUCAUCAAGGUCAUGGCAGUACAUUGUAUCAUCCAGGGGGCUGCCAGUCCAAUUGUAGCACCCAUCACUACCCUUUAACAAACAGUAAAAGUGAAGCUCCUCUGGGCUCAAGCUGCUGCUGUUUUCAGAGGUCCAGGAUGGAAACCUACCCUGUUCUUUGUCCCAAGAGGCUGCACUGCAUUUCCUGCCAAAGCCUGCCUGUAAGUCACAUCAACACCAUAGUGUGUUCAUUUACAUCCCCUCCUUCGGCAUCUAAAUCCCCAUCACUGUGUACUCCCUCCUCUAGUUUUUGCCCUUCCUCAUCGAUCUGCUGUAACCAACACAACCCCCACUCUUGUCCCUGCUAUUUAAACCAUGUCUGUCUGACCCAGGUCAGUAGCACAAUAGAAGGAGGGGUUGGAGACGGGGAUCCUCCUUGUCCAGUCCUGAAGAGAGAGCAGAGCCCCUCUCCUCCCCCUCUGUCCCCAAUCCCCUCGGACAUCAAUAAGAAAACUGACGAAAAGCCACCCUCCCUCCUUCACCAUAGACAGGAGGAGGAAGCUGACGUAAUGGUUAAAGAUGGUCUUGUUAAUGCAAGCCACCAGGAAGUAGAUAUGGAUACAGCUUCCGAAGAGAAGCUAGUGUGUAGGAUGGCAAGAAGUAGUCACACCGAGCAGAACCCAAAUGGGACUUCACUCCAAGAUGUCGUGAAUCGCUUCAGUGAGAAAUUGGAGACAAUCGAACCUGUAGAGAAAGACCCACCUCUGGUUUCCAAUGCCAUUUAUGUCUCUGAAAAGGAGCAGCCACAGUCCCCCUCAACCAGUCAGAACUUGCAACAUGUUGAUGCCCAUCUGACUGAAAUCAUUACCACAGUGCUUCAUACAGGCAGUGCUAGUGACUACAAUCUCAGUGAGCUUUUCAAUCGCCAUGAUAGCACAGAGCCCAAGUCACCUAAUACCCGCUCCCGUCGUCGCCAGGAAGUUCUUGCUGCUAUGGCAACACCUCCUGAUGAUGCUUCAACCAGAAGGCAUACUUUACAAAUUAAACGAGAGCUUGCCAUGUUUGACCAGUCUUACACCAGGAGAAAGGUGCCACUAGCAAAGAGGGCAAGACUGAAAGAUGAAAACGUGACUGAAUCUACAUCAAACACUUCAUCGGAUUCAAACCUAGUCAAAGAGGAGUCUAAGAGAGAAAUGGAGGUAGAUGUGGAACCUGUGGAGAAUCAUGGAGUUGGUGAGGGACCUCUGAAAAUGCUCACUGCACAAAGUGACAGAGAUGAAGUAAAAGAGGAGAUACAGACAGUUAUAGUAACAGAAGAAAUUCAGAUCAUUAAAGCGGAGAAGAAAGAAAGAGAGAUAUUUAGUGAGGACAAAGGUCUUACUUUCUCAGGCACACAAACACUUGCCCCUGAGCUGCAGAGCAAGUGCAGCUCAGGCUCAAUGGGUGACAUCCUACAAACACGGGGGAUGACAGUGACUGCAACCUCAACAAAACAGCGUAACAGGCCCUGUGAAGAAGAUGGUAAAGGUAGCAGUGCUGGAAGCGAUAGGAACCACGAAGAAGCCCCAGCAGGUCAAAAUUCUGACAGUGAGGGGAGGAGAUCCAGGAGGAAUAUUGUCCCUCCACAGCGAUUCUCCUCCUAUGUAACAGAGCCCAGGAAGAUGUUCUUUGUUGCAUGUUUCUCUGAAAGCGUCUUCAAUCAGAAAACACGUAAGGACAAGGCUUUGACAUCAAGCAUCUCGGAUGCCUUGUCCAAAGAUCCAGAUGCUAAGGACUCCCAGAUUGAAUCAAAAAGUGAAACCCCUCUGUCCUCACGUGAGCACACAUGGAAGUUUGCCUCUGAACCUGCACAAAGAGAACAACGUGGACCAUCUGAUAAACAGUCAAACAGUAACAAGGUAUUUCCACAAAAUGUGGCUGCCAAAGAGAAGAAUUCGACAAAACCCAGCUCAGACAAUGGGACAGAUGGCAGUGACUGUGGUGCCAAAACUUUUGGAAGGCUGCGAUCGUCUCCAAAAAGACUGCCAGACUCAAAGACUGCUUCAAGAACUCCCACAAACACAUCAAAUAUGGAUGUCACCAUUAAUUCCUUUACCUGUUUUGAGAGCCCUCCAAACGCUCAAGUCCAGUACACUAGUCCAAUUAAGCUCAUGUUUGUAUCACCAGUAAAGGAUAAGGAAGGAAUCCGAUACAGUCUCAAAUCAGCAGGCACUAGUGGACAAGCAGAGGAACCCUUUGACCCAUAUGAAGAGUCUUCUUGGUCAGGGACUCUUCAGAAACACACAAGCCUGAGCACUGAGUUGGCUACUUCACAAGUAAAAUCUGUUUUUUCACCACUAAAGUCUGCUACCUCACCUGCAAGAUCUGUUCAUUCACCAACAAAGUCAGCCUCUUCGCCACCCAAGUCAGCCUCUUCGCCACCCAAGUCAGCCUCUUCGCCACCCAAGUCAGCCUCUUCGCCACCCAAGUCUGUCUCCUCAGCACCCAAGUCAGCUUCUUCACCAGCCAAGUCUGUCUCUUCAACACCCAAGUCAGCUUCUUCACCAGCCAAGUCUGUCUCUUCAACACCCAAGUCAGCUUCUUCACCAGCCAAGUCUGUCUCCUCAACACCCAAGUCACCUUCUUCACCAAGUAAGUCCUCUGCUUCACCAGCAAAGUCUGCCUCUUCACUGAAGUCAGCUUCCUCAUCACCUAAAAUAAGUUCCAGAAGGUCUGGUGAAGGUACUCCAACUAAGCGUGCAGCUGGAACUGAGAGAUCACCCGGCGGCUUGCUAUCUUUCCAUGAAACCACUCCUCCAAAAAGGCGUCCAGGUCGGCCAAAGAAGCUGGGACCACAGCUGGAGCAAAAAGUGAAGAGGCCAAUUGGUCGACCACGCAAGCAGAAGGCUGUGGAUUCACUAAUGGGGACAAAAAUGGCAAACGGAAAAUCUGAUGUACCAUCCGACGUUGAGGAGAAUGUAAACAAGAACCUCAAAAUAACAGUAGUGUAUGGCCGUUCAAGGAGAAAUAAACGAACGGUGUCUGAGAGCUUUGACCAGCUCCAAACAGAAUUCCAUGAUGCUUGGCAAGCAGUGGGCCUUAAAAGUGACUUGGGAAUUUUAAUGCACAACUCUAACACCUGCUCAGGUAGUAUCACAACAGCCUCAACAGAGUUGUCAAAGGAAUUAAAUUUUGUCAGCCCUAUGAAAGAGUCUGCACCUCAAUCUAGCGGUAAUGUCAAAUGCCAGAAACGGGAUGAUUCUGUACCAUCAAGGAAACCAGGUAGACCAGCAAAAGUUAAAAUAUCUGGAAUCUCAGUUACAGUAACCACAGUAUCACCUCGACAACGUAAAAUCCAGAUAAACAAGGACACCCGGCAGUCCCCUGACACACUAAUUCAUAAAAAAGUACUUCUACCGGAAUUCAAGUCUGCCAAAGAGCCCAGGACAAUCAGUCGUCAGUCAACAAGCAAAAGCAGUCAAACAGAGGAAGGGAAAGAAACAAGGGAUGAAACUAGAGACAAACUGCCAGAUCAGCUGGUGGCAGUGCGUCACUCAAUGAGAGUGAGAAAGCCCUCAAUCCAUUUUCUGCAUGCAGUUGCCACCUCCACCUCUAGAUCAUACAGUCACAGUACUGCUCUACUACGGCGCUCUAAACAACUUCUGCUGAAUAAGGCCAACAAUGAAAGGAGACAGGCGGAGCAACAAAGCAGUGUAGAAAUUUCAGGGGAGAAAAGACCGCUCUAUGGACAAGAGAGAAAGAACAUCUCUCAGGACCUGAGUAGAGUGGCAGGGAUAUCUGUCGACUCAAUCUUUACCCCAAAAGAAACGCUAAGGUGGUGGGCAGCAUCAGCUGAGGAAAAGACCAUGAACCAGGAGCUUGCCAGGCGAAUACGCCUCAUCUCUGACACUUGGGUCUCAGACACUGUGGAGAACCAAGAAAAAGAAAUUGCAUUCAAUUCUAAACUAGGCACUAAAGGCAACAGGAAGUCCAAACAUUCCUCUGUGGUUCGAACUUUGUUCGACUGUCCUCCUAAUAAACCAAGGUCCUGUAGCAUGCAGCAGCUCUGCUCCUGGUUUAUGCAGACCACAGAGACACAGUCUCUGGCUAUUGUCAAGAAAGCGAGCUCUCGGAAUCCCUACGAACUUAUGCACUUCCCUCGUUCUACCAAUAAAAAAAGUGUUUGCCACAGUCCUCAGGCCGAGCGACUCCGCAGACACAUCAAGAAAUUUGCCAAAUUGGUGCCUAAAAGUCCUCUGCAACAUCAACAGGCUCAAAGAAGGCUGAGAAAGAGGAAUGAGGCAUCUCUAUCAACACAUGAUAUUAGGCGACAACUUUUCACUCCCAGGUUUGCAACAGGCAUGCUUAAUCAGGGAGCCCAAUGGAGGAGAAGCAGAGCAUUUAGCAAAUACCAGGCCACUCUAUUUAGAGCAACGACAAGGUUCCUAAACCGGAAAGAAAGGGAGAGGUGGCAAAAGAGGCAGAGAGAUAAAAACAUAAAGGUAGCUACAAGUUGUUCAAAUGGACAUGUAGUGACCAGACUACAGCCAAAACGUAAAGCAUUACGCAGAUCAGCAAAAUAUCAGUCAUCCGACUGUCUGGAGAACAGUUCUGCCACCAGUUCUGUCGACCAAACUCAGGAGCCUGUUGAUGUACCCAAAGAGCAGAACCUCUGCUCUAAAGCCUGGAGUCCUGAGACGCUGAAGGAAUGCCGGGUGUUUCUGAGGAAGAUCAACUCUCCAGACAAUGAAUCAGCUGAGGAAGAGUGGGACUCCUGUACCGUGACACUGGAUGAUGGGUCACCUUCUGCAUACCUCUUUGCAGGAAAGGAGAGAGAACUGGUAGGAGUUGUUAAAGCUGUGAAAACUGCAAGAAAAAGGAGUAUGAGUAGGACUGCCUCAAGAGAGCUAGCAGGUUCUGCCCCUAAAUCAGUCCAGGAGCAGGAUGAGAUGCCAGUGGGGAGGCAGAAAGGCAAAUACAGAAGUCCUGGGGUUGUGUCUACUGAACCACCACAACCACCACCAGCGAAAAUGAGACAAUCGCGAAUGAGGGGCCUAACCGGGCCGAGGUGGUGUGACUUUGUGUUUGAAAACUAAAUGAAGCAACCUGGGAAAGGGACUGUGGUUUAACGUGGUGCCUUUGGACAUUGAGCUGACCACAUGGACUGACCAUCCCACUAUGGUUCAGACUUACACUCAGCAUUUAUGUAGCAGUCUAACUUAACAAAGCUUGAUGUUGCACUAUUUUUAUCCAUGGAUGUGUAUGUACAGAAUGUUUGAUUUUUUUGUUUUUAUUAUUUUAUUACUGUCAACUUGCCUUUGUCUUUCUGAGCGUGUAUAGUAGAUCAAAUCAUUACGUUGAACAGAGUUUUAAUGAGGUAAGCGCUUAAACAGUAAGCAUUGUCCUAGUGGCUGUAUUUGAAGGAAAGACAAAGCUUGACUGCAUCGAGACAGUGCCAUCUCCCCCAAAACAUAGCACGUUAUCAAGGCCGCCACUUCUUUCAGACAAUGACCAUAAAAAUGUACAGCUCAAAAGUCCCCCACCCCAUGAUGAUACAUUUUUUAUUUAUAGUUACUUAGGUCCUGUUAAAACUCCAAAUUGCUAAUUACAUUUUUUCUUAAUUAUUUUUGAUUUAAGAAAAGUAUAUUGAAAUUUAUUGACAUUCUGUCGAUCCAAGCCUUGUUUGCAAUAUUUGUCUUUGAUGCUACAGUCACUGUUGAUGUGUUGCAAGCCAGUAGCCAAAACGUGGUUCAAAUGAAGGAAUCUUGAGCAUCAACCAAGCCCCAUCUUUACCCAGUCACUCUGUGUUUAGGUCCCAGCUACAAAAUUGUGUAUUGAACUACAGUAAUUGGCCAUCAGCCUGUACUAAAACCAAAUAUUUUAAUUCAUUAUUUCUUUUAAAGUAUUUUUUAGAGAUUUGCAUGUCUUAGCACAAACAUACAUGUUCUAAGUGACUACAUAUCCAGCCCCAACACCCACAAAAUGUAGAGGUACAGUAGAUGUGAAGUGAUGAAGAAAAUGGCAUUAUGCAGUUGUAGAAAGCAGAUUCUGAUUAAUUUGUUGGUUAGUGGGAUGUGUCUUGUUUUAAUUCAGUUAUCUUUUUGUGAUUGUCUUGUUUUCACCCAAAGCAUAUACUGUAUGUUGGCUUCAGAUCUACUUCUUGCACUAUUCCAUCUGAGAUUAUUAAUCCCACUACGCAGAUUCCUCCCCUAUAUUUUGCACAUCCCAUGUCCCACUACCAAACCCUACUGUAAAACUAGAGAAUAUAUUUGGUGCAAUACAAACCCAGAUGAUUUAUCAGUAUGUAGUAAUUAUUUUAUUGCUGACAAGACGAAUGGAUGUACGCAAGUACCAAUGGCCUGGGAUGUUACUUCAGUUGUUUCCAUAGCCAUGUAAUGUGAUCUUAAAGGAUACUGCUAUACAAACUUUUUUCCCACCUGCUUUGUUCUCCUCGAUGAAACAGAAAAAUAACAUCUGUAAUUGUUAUAAUAGCAUUAAUUUUUUUCUUUUUAUCAGAAAUGUACUAGCAUUAUUUACUGUUUGAAUGCAGGUGGGAAAUGUGUUUCUGUUUUUCUCAAGAUGCAGCAAGAGAUGCCUACCUCCACUGGGGCUCAGCUAGGCCUACUGCUCUUUUGCUUAUCAACCGUGUGAUAGACAUGGUCAGACAGACUAUCGCUAAACACUAAUCUUGGAUCGUCAUGUUUUCCUGCCCUCUAAAGAUCCAAGAUUUCUGGCCCGUAGGUCAGAACUUAAACCUGUAUUGUGUAUUGUGUGUCACUAUGGUUGUCAGUUCAACAUGAUGGAGGUGAGUUGGCUCAGUCUUGUGAUAAAUAACCAUCAGCCCUCUGUUGAAGAACCUGGUGCUAAACAUCUGUUGUAUAUUUUCUUUAUCGUGUUUUUAUACUGUCCAUUACAGAUGCAACAAAAGGGGGUGUCUGUUAUUGGAACAAUAAAGAGUCUUUUGGAAUAAACAGCGAGCAAUAUGAUUUAUAGUAGACUAGUAGAGAAAUGUAAAUGACAUGGCCGAUGUAAUUCUUACUGUUGAGUAU
Chelmon rostratus (copperband butterflyfish) is the source of this 8014-nucleotide messenger RNA. RefSeq names its product ligand dependent nuclear receptor corepressor-like (gene lcorl). NCBI's taxonomy places the organism in Eukaryota, Metazoa, Chordata, Actinopteri, Chaetodontiformes, Chaetodontidae. Gene Ontology annotation, molecular function: DNA binding. The coding region runs from base 11 to 6061 and encodes 2016 amino acids. Gene Ontology annotation, biological process: regulation of transcription by RNA polymerase II. The record is from RefSeq and is a predicted model, not a curated record. The transcript is spliced from 8 exons. Gene Ontology annotation, cellular component: nucleus.